Messenger RNA from Neurospora hispaniola, 690 nucleotides. Its product is annotated as ubiquitin-related domain-containing protein. The transcript has 2 exons. Gene Ontology annotation, molecular function: ubiquitin protein ligase binding; protein tag activity. Gene Ontology annotation, cellular component: nucleus; cytoplasm. NCBI's taxonomy places the organism in Eukaryota, Fungi, Ascomycota, Sordariomycetes, Sordariales, Sordariaceae. Bases 1 to 690 code for a protein of 229 amino acids. The record is from RefSeq and is a predicted model, not a curated record. Gene Ontology annotation, biological process: protein ubiquitination; modification-dependent protein catabolic process.
AUGCAGAUUUUCGUCAAGACUUUGACUGGCAAGACCAUCACCCUCGAGGUCGAGUCGUCGGAUACCAUCGACAAUGUUAAGCAAAAGAUUCAGGACAAGGAGGGCAUUCCCCCCGACCAGCAGCGCUUGAUUUUCGCCGGCAAGCAGUUGGAGGAUGGCCGCACCCUUUCCGACUACAACAUCCAGAAGGAGUCUACCCUCCACCUUGUCCUCCGCCUGCGCGGUGGUAUGCAAAUCUUCGUCAAGACUCUUACCGGCAAAACAAUUACUCUCGAGGUUGAAUCUUCCGACACCAUCGACAACGUGAAGCAAAAGAUUCAGGACAAGGAGGGUAUCCCACCUGAUCAGCAGCGUCUCAUUUUCGCUGGAAAGCAGCUCGAGGAUGGUCGCACCCUCUCCGACUACAACAUUCAGAAGGAGAGCACCCUGCACUUGGUGCUCCGUCUUCGUGGUGGUAUGCAGAUUUUCGUCAAGACCCUGACGGGCAAGACGAUUACGCUGGAAGUCGAGUCCUCGGAUACGAUUGACAACGUGAAGCAAAAGAUCCAGGAUAAGGAGGGUAUCCCGCCUGACCAGCAGCGUCUGAUCUUUGCUGGUAAGCAGUUGGAGGAUGGCCGGACCCUCUCUGAUUACAACAUUCAGAAGGAGAGCACUCUUCACUUGGUGCUGCGUCUCCGUGGCGGCCAGUAA